AUGAACCCCACCGAUCCCGGCCGCGGCGCCGGUGACCCAAGCUUGCCCUUCAACUUCGGCGUGCUGCCCGUCGUCGCUCCCGACUCGGACAGGAAUCCGCGCACCAACGCCGCAACCGCCGCCACAGCCGCAGGAGUCCGCGCAUUUACGGCCCAGGCCAUCGCGUUCUACUUCAGGGCCCCAGUCAAGGCCUUUUUCCGCACGCGCGUCGACUACCUAGCGUACGCGCGCAACCUGCAGCAGCAGCAGACACACAACUACCUGCUGGCCAGCCUGUCCACCGCCCAAGAGUCCUACCGGCAGACCUGGUGGCAAUGGCUGCGCUCCGUUGGCUCGCGUACUACUCCGGGAAUUCUUGCCACCGCUGUCAAGCACUAUGGAUGGCGGAUCAUUCCUGAUCAGGUCCUCCCUCCCCUGAUUGCCAAUGUCGGCGUCGGCGCCGUGCUCUACACGAGCUACCUGCAGAUCCUCGGCCGCCUUCACGAGGAAAGCAGCAGGGCCACCAAGAGGGUCUAUCCUCCCCCGUCGCCCGGCGACACCUUCACCGCAGGCCUCCUCGCCGGGUCCAUCCAGAGCGUCGCUGCUGCGCCCCUGGACGCGAUUCAGGCACGAUUCGAGCGUGGUGGCAAGGGGCCUGAGAUUAUCAGCGACGCCAACGGUCGACCGCAGAGCAUGUGGUCUUUCAGCUACGCCAAGCUUCGGGAGAUUGGGCUGCGAGGUAUCUUCGCCGGAUGGGGGCUCUCUUUCGCCAAGGACAGCCUGGGGAGUGCGGUUUUCUUCAGCACCUUUGAGUACAUCAAGGCGCAGUCGUACUACUCCUUCGUGGCCUGGUACUACGGUCAGCUCAGUGAGGAUGUAGUGAACGUCCUCUCCAGGAGACGGCCAACCGACGGCAAGGACGACCAGCGGCUGAAGACUAUCCAGCCACACUACGCCAUCGAACCCGCAUUCCUCAUGCUUGCCGGAAUGGGGGCGUCUAUCGCCCAGCAAGUAAUCAUCCACCCACUUGCGCAUGUUCAAAUGGAGCAUUGGGAACACCUCGAGUAUCUCGACGCCCAGUCACGCAAGAUCCGCAAGUAUCAGGACGCGAAAGCGCCAGGGGAGAAGUGGCGCUGGAAGAUGUUCAGGGCAUAUUAUCAUGCCUACAAAGAAACUUGGGCCAAGUGCGUCGAAGAAAGCAAGUCACAGGAGGGCAACGGCCCCAAUGCCCUGAGGCGUUGGUUGUUCCGGGGGUUCUGGUGGAACGCGCUGCGCCAGGUGCCCUCUACAAGUGCAGGGCUGGUCAUCUUCGAGUUGGUAAGGCGCAAAUAUGGAAUGGGCGGGGACGCCGUUCGGAUCAACAGGGAUGGUUAUGAUAUUCUGCUUGCUUAG
Diaporthe citri is the source of this 1371-nucleotide messenger RNA. RefSeq lists its product as uncharacterized. Gene Ontology annotation, molecular function: L-ornithine transmembrane transporter activity. Lineage: Eukaryota; Fungi; Ascomycota; Sordariomycetes; Diaporthales; Diaporthaceae. The record is from RefSeq and is a predicted model, not a curated record. The coding region runs from base 1 to 1371 and encodes 456 amino acids. The transcript has a single exon. Gene Ontology annotation, biological process: mitochondrial L-ornithine transmembrane transport.